AUGAACAACAUCUCUGAAAACAUAAAUCUGAGCACAGUGAGAACUGUAGUUUGUGAAGAACUUUCUGAUAUUUGGGCUUCUGUUGCCAAAAUUGCAGAAACUGUUACCAGUGAACAAAGUUCUACACAAGCCAGAAUGUCUUACUUAGUAAAUCAUCCAAACGAUAGAGGAGGAACAGAAGUUAACAUAUCCGCAGAAGAUCAGAAGCUCAUUAGACUCCAGUUCCACAUGUAUACAAGGCAAUGCCAACGUAUCAUGCAUGAAGAUGGUAUUGUAGAGACGAACUGGAAAAGAUUGAGUAGUCAACAAAAGUUGUACUACUCCUUGAGACUCGAGGAGUUAAUUUUCUUGUACUACCAGUUUGCUCUACACAGGUGCAGAGAUCAAUGGGCUGCUGCUCUUCUCCUUCAAGAAGUGAUGAAGGCUGAACCCCAUACAGAGAAGUGGCAAAUUGAAUAUAUUACGUUUAGUCUCAUGCAAGAUAUUGCAUUAAUACUUUUCUUUAUAAAAAAAUAUGCAGGCAAAGUUGAGCGGAGAAGUUCAAAAAGAAGAGUUAAGUCAAAAUUUUGUCUUUAUUCACAAUUACUUGAGCUUGUUAAUGAGCAUACUUGA
Molecule: messenger RNA, 612 nt
Organism: Phycomyces blakesleeanus NRRL 1555(-)
Lineage: Eukaryota; Fungi; Mucoromycota; Mucoromycetes; Mucorales; Phycomycetaceae
Exons: 5
Coding region: 1-612 (203 amino acids)
Source: RefSeq, a predicted model, not a curated record